AUGAGGGCCACAACCGAGGAAGCAGCGCCCCACCUGGCUCCCCGGGCUGAGAGGCCCCGAAUUGAGGGCGCACCCUGCAGAAUCACGCUCCUCUGGCCCUGUGCUCAGGGUAUGACAUCAGUGUAGGGAGCCUUGGCCGGGUUGCCUCUAGGACCCAGACCCGGUCACACUGAAUCAGAGGUUGCCAGGCCCUGGUUCCCUGGACUGCCUCGUCCUGGGUUCUCCCAUCGCUAGGAAUGUUUUACUGGUAACAAUACUUGAGUUGAGAAGAUCCAUGCUCAUCCUACGCGAUUCAGCCCCAUUCAGACGUCUAGGUGGCUUACCAAGCAUUGCCGGGGAGAAUCUUAUAUCACUUGAAAAAUUGACUUCAUGAAUGGAUAAGCCCAUGUAUCAUAUACUGAGAACUAUCACCUAAAAUACCAUGAAGUGAAAGCCAAUUCAGUUAUGUUUGAAGAACAUGUAGAAAUUUGUUUGUAUUAUAUACUUAUUCAACAAUCAUUGAGCUCCUAAAAUGUGCCAUAUCCUGUGCUUAAAGUCUAUAGUUAAAAGAAUAGGAGCCAUUCAUUCUCUACAAUUUCUAUACCAUACCUUAAUUAAAAUGCCACGAAGCUAUACCCUGAAAUUGGAGACCAGAGCAUUGGGGGCUGUGCAAAUCAUGAACGGCCUGAUUUACAGUGCAUUGGGGUUUCUCUGUUUUGCAUUAUUUCUCGAAGAAGAGGAGAGAAAACAUACUGGUUAUAUCCCUGUCGUGGUUACACUAACUUACAUAUUUUGGUCAUUGCCAUUUUUCAUCUCCUCGGGAUCCACCAUCAUAGGAGCACAGAAGCGUCCCACAAAAUACAAGCUUAUUUAUAGCCUUGUUAUGAACAUCUUAAGUGUCUGCUUUUCUAUAGUUGGUACAAUAAUAUUAAGCAUUGCAUGUUUCACGUAUCAUGCAGACACCAACGAAUACGUUUGGACACAUAUGGCUGGUAGUAUGCUUUUACAAUAUUUACUCUUCAGCACCAUCACGGAAGUGAUCUGUGCAUGCAUAACUAUCAGAUGGAUUGUAGUAGCAUUGAGUCAUCCAGAAUACAGUGAAAAGAGUCCUUCACUGUCAGAAUCCAGUGUCUCCAUCAAAGGACCAGCAUGACUCCAGUCAAGAACAAAACAUCAACUUAAUUAGUGAAGAACUGUAAUUUUUUUCAAGAGGGCUCAUGGAAAAGACAUGCUAAUGAAGUCCUUUCUGGUACACCUUCUCCCUACUUCUUCAAUAAAGGAUGCAAUUUGAUCACAA
Callorhinus ursinus (northern fur seal) is the source of this 1276-nucleotide messenger RNA. RefSeq names its product membrane-spanning 4-domains subfamily A member 12-like. Gene Ontology annotation, cellular component: plasma membrane. The record is from RefSeq and is a predicted model, not a curated record. Gene Ontology annotation, biological process: cell surface receptor signaling pathway. NCBI's taxonomy places the organism in Eukaryota, Metazoa, Chordata, Mammalia, Carnivora, Otariidae.